Messenger RNA from Eucalyptus grandis, 2062 nucleotides. Its product is annotated as protein OCTOPUS. The record is from RefSeq and is a predicted model, not a curated record. Lineage: Eukaryota; Viridiplantae; Streptophyta; Magnoliopsida; Myrtales; Myrtaceae.
UACGGGGGUUUUCGCCUCGCUUCACGUUCACCUAACCCGAAAAUCUCCCAACCGAAACUGCACCGAUCUUCUUCACUCGCCGAGUCGCUAACUCAGUCGCUCACCCGCUCACCCACUCACCGUUUUCUUUCCCCUGAUAUGCACCGGCCGCGUCCACCGCCGUCGAUCCGCCAAUGACCCACCAAGCCCGGGCCCAGGGCCACCGCGUCCCCUCCACCUGCUCCCGCCACCCCGCCACCCCCGUCACCGGCUUCUGCGCCUCCUGCCUCCGGGAGCGCCUCGCCGUCAUCGAGCCCUCCACCCACCAGGAGAUCCCCGGCCACCCCCUCCGCCGCUGCAAGUCCCACUCCUCCGCCGGCGGCGGCGGCGCCGCCUCCGCCGAGCCCCGCCGCAAGUCCUGCGACGUCCGGGGCCGGAGCACCCUCUCCGAUCUGUUCACCCUUGACGACGGAGGGAAAUGCGAGAAAGGCGAGGCCUUGUUCGGGUUGAGGGAAGAGGACGAGAAUGAGCAGGAGCCGGAGGAGGAGGCAGAGGGGGAGGAGGGGGAGGAGGAAAUUAGGGUUUGCGCGAGAAGCGUACGGGCGGAUGAGAAUGUCGUCAAUAAUGGGAGUGUCGACGAGGGUUUUGACGAUGAGGCGGAGUUCAAGACCAUGAAGGAGUUUAUAGAUCUCGAGUUGGAGAGCAAGAAGCAGACGAGGAAGAACAUCAGGGGUUUACUGGAGGCAGCUUCUGUGUUUCGCCGGAGAUUGGGGAAAUGGCGCCGGAGGGAGAAGAUGAAGGAGCAAUGCGGUGGUAACGGCGACGAUCUGGGGGUUGCAGCGGAUGCGACAGGGAAGAAGAUCAGUCUGAGGAAGUUGAGGGAAGCGCAGUCUGAGGUCGGAGAGUAUGGAUUAGGAAGGAGGUCGUGCGAUACGGAUCCGAGGUUCUCGGUCGAUGCGGGUAGAGUCUCAGUCGAUGAAGUGCGGUGCUCCUUGGACGAGCCGAGGGCAUCUUGGGAUGGGUAUCUGGUCGGGAGGAGUUACCAGUACCCGCGGCUCAAUCCGAUGGUGUCCUUUCUCGAGGACGUGAAGGUGAUCGACAUCGGUUUCAAGAACAGGGUUUUGGUUGAAGACCAGUCGAAUGUGGUGAAUGGGCAGGGUGGGAGGAGCCCAGGUGGGUCUGUUCAGACAAGGGAUUACUACAAGGAGCCAUUUUGUGCGCAGAGGCGGAGGAAAAGUUUCGAGCGGCUGAAUUCGGCUAGGAAGGGAAGUUUAGUGGAUGUCGAUGAUGUGAAGAUGGUAUCGAAUAUGAAGAUCUCUCCUGCCUCCACUGAGUUAUUUUACGGGGCGAAAUUGCUAAUUGCAGAGGAAGAAUUGAGGGGUUCGAGCUCAAAGUCCAGCAAUGAUGACAGGACCGAGAGUACCGAGUCUGCAUCGAAGGAUGAUGGUUCUAUUGCUGGCGGGGUUGAUGAGAAACGGUUCAAGAAGUUGCCCGGUUGGCGAAAAGCAUGGAAUGUUUGGGGUUUGAUUCAGAGGAGGAGCGAGAGCAAGUGCGCCAUUGAGGAACGUCACGCUGCUGAAAAUAUGGAAGAACAGCUGCCGCGAGUCUCCAAUGGAGAAGCAAAUGGUGCUGUGAGCCACAGGCUCAACCGCAGUUACAGUCGGAACUCCUCCAAGAUGGAUGGGCCUGGAUCUUUGAACGGCACAGGAGUUGCUCAGAGUGAAGGGAUCGGCUUGAGGAUUAGGGAGGAGUCUCUGUUAACGAGGAAUCGGAGUGUGAAAUACUCCCCCAACAAUCUCGACAACGGUCUGCUAAGAUUUUACUUGACUCCAACAAGGAGCUAUGGAAGUAAAUCUGUCAAGAGUAGGCUUCGGAAAGCCCACACUUUGGCGAAGGGUGUUGUGUAAUGUGCUGUAUCUGCUUUCGAAAAAGAAUUUUAUGCUGUAAACUGUAAAGACAUGCAAUAUCUGUGUAUCUCUUUCUUCUUCCUGGUUAGUUAUAAGAACAGUGUAUGUCAUCAGUUUCCUUCCUCAAACAGCAAUGAUGCAAAUGCCAACCCUUUGGCGACCUUUCUUUUCUGUGA